Molecule: messenger RNA, 375 nt
Organism: Emiliania huxleyi CCMP1516
Lineage: Eukaryota; Haptophyta; Isochrysidales; Noelaerhabdaceae
Exons: 2
Coding region: 1-375 (124 amino acids)
Source: RefSeq, a predicted model, not a curated record
AUGCCGUCGCCGGACGCGGCGGCGAGGCACACGGGCGCCGGCGUGGCGCGUCGGCAGGCCCACCACGAGCGGAUGCGCGACGAGCGCGCUCGGGAAGCGGCCGCGGGCGAGGCGGAGCUUCCGCCGGAGGACGACGCGGUCGAGAUGGCGAGCGCCGUCCACGUGCUGGACAGCGUGGGGGAGGUGGGCCCGAACUACACCCUGCUGCGCAGCAAGGAGACGAAGGCGAAGCGGCGGAAGCGAAAGCGCGAGGAUGCCAGGGCGGCGCUCGACGGCCACACUGUCCUGUCCACCGGAUCGCGCCUCGAGAUCUUCUGCGACAGCUACCUGGGAAAACCCGGAGUGUUUGAUUGUUCUGGGGGGCUAUACCAGUAA